This is a messenger RNA of Amoebophrya sp. A25, 4333 nucleotides long. Lineage: Eukaryota; Dinophyceae; Syndiniales; Amoebophryaceae. The record is from the annotation of a GenBank genome assembly.
UCGGGUAUAGGCCGAGUGCUGAGAGUGAGCGUUACAGUUUGAUGAAGAGAACGAAAAACACAGACAUGAAAAUAAGGUAGACGAGGGUGAGUAUGUCUGAGCCUGAAACUGUACCAAGGUCGAAAACGUGAAUGAAAAAAGGUUCAUCGGGAGCAUACGGUAUGAUUGAGAGCGAAAUAGCAAAAGUGUUCCUUUACUUUCUGACCCUUACUAUCUCGCGAGAAAUUAUAGAUGAAAGCAUUUUUUCUUGAGUUUUGGCAGGAACAGGAAUCUAGAGAGUCAAACAGAAUGAAUUCAAAUUUUACAACUACAUCAAUAUCUUCUAACGAAUGGGCAAUAAAAUCGGGAAAAAGAAAGAUGGCACAGCUGCAUCAUCCUCACAAGCAGGCGGACUUGGACGCUCUGGAUCGUCCGGACUUGGAUCAUCUUCUUCCUCCACCAACAAUAAUUAGGGGUUGAAAUAUUUCAUUUUUACAGGCUUCUAUUCAUCUUUCUCCUUAAGAUGAUUGCUCUUUAAAAAUGAAGUGUUUCAACCUUUAAAAUAGUAAUGUCUACAAGGGGGCAAAAGCGUCUGGGGUCAAGAAGACAUCGAGAAAAUCAUCAGGGUCUUCUGGUGCGAAAAACUUCGACGACAUCACAGAUCCGUACGAGAAGUUCUCGCAGCUGUUUGCUGAGGACCUAAAAAUUAAGACAAGCAAAGAGCACCUCCUUAUUAUAAUUUCUGCAUCACUUUCACUAUCACUUUCACCAUCUUCACUUGAAGACUCACUUGCGAUUCCUAUCACCAUCUUCACUUGAACUAACACUAUCUUUUGAUUCUGUGGUCUUCCCCUGGUCGUGCCCAUCUCUAAUCAAUCCAGCCACCUUGGACCUAGUACCACCAAAAGUACAAGUUGGAAAACCGAGGAUGGCAAGACUGGGAGUGGAGGCUCGUCGAAACGGAGUUCUAGUAGAGUCGAGCAGGGUGACUCAGGCGCCGUCAAGGGACCAUACGAAAGCACAUUCCGAGAAGACGAUCCGAGGUUCAACAGCGCGUUUUCGAAUAUCGUUUUGUGUUUAUGGUUGCAUCGUGAAUAAGAACAUAUUUUCGGUUUUUGUUUUUCAAAAUCAAAGUAUAAAGUCAACAGUUUAACUUCUAAAACUUCUCGAUACUUCUCUCCUCUUCCAAGUGUCAACCGACAAGUUACUAGAGUCAGCGCGAAUAUCUAAAUAUUACUUCAAAGUGUUCAGCAUCGAAUCUAAACCGUCUACUUCUUCCACAUGCGAGCUUCUUCGUUCUAAUCUACCCAACCUGCAAAACACCAAAUCGAGUUCCCUAUGCCUCGAAAUUUAAGUGCUACAAUUGCGGCGCUCUAGUGGACCCAGGGACGUUCAACAGCAGAGCACAUGACGAGGAAGGGUAAUAAUGCUAUUUGAUGGCUGAUAGUUCGUUGUUGUACUUGUUCCUGUUAUUUUUAUUUCAGGUUCCAUAGAAGAUCUUGUUCUCAGUGAUGAAAAGUUGACUUUAUCACAGUUGUUGCAAAGUGAUUAGAUCAUUCACACCCACACCAGCACGUGACUGGAUUACAUUAAAUGUUGGUUUUCCGAAUCAGAAUCCUCAUCAACACGCCGACCUACUUUCCACCCACUUAUACGCCACAACAUCAACCUCCAGCUACUACAACGAAGCUAUUCUCGAAUGCGACGUCGGUUUGGCUGUCAUGGAGCAGAAACGAAAAGAAAUAGCUGAUGACAUAGAGCGAGAGCGCGUUAUCCAGGUAACUCUGGCUAAGAGCGGCUUAGGAGAAAAUAAUUGGCGUGCGGAGGAGCUGUUCAAGGAUUUGCAAGCUUGUAGAUAUACCAUCAUCCAAUUGGAGAAGCAGAAGGGAGCCAAGUUGUUCGACAUCUCGGAAAAACUAGUAGACUUGAUCAACCUGUACGACCAUGCGGAGGACAUGCUGCUCAACUGGUCGAUGCUGAAAGACGCGAUACAGAAGGAUGACCGUGUCAAUAUUUAAGGCUCAAUACAAUUCAAGGCUCAUUUCGAAGGACUUUCCUGGAAUUAGUCUGAUUACUGAUAAUAGAAGAUAUAUGCAUCUCGUCGAUGCCGUGUAGCUUCUGUUUGCUAUGAAGAUUUUCUGUAUGGUUCUGGUAUUUGGUAAUCUGAAUUUGAUCCUAAGGGUUCUCUUCUUGUUUUCCCUUAGGAUCAAACUCAGGUUACCAAAUACCAGAACCAUACAGUAUUUCCUUCUUAGGAUUGGGAGAAAUGUACAUGUAGGCAAGAAAUGAAUUGUUUUGAGCUCUAAAAUAUGGAGAUAUUUUUGUCGGAGCUGGAUCCAGCAUUUAGCGGGAAAUCGAAGCGGUACAACGUCGAGUUCAGCAAGAUGUUGAAUGAGUCUCAUCAUCUUAUGUAUCGUACGUGAGCAUGCUUGACUCUCAUCCCAUUUAUCGUCAAAAUCUUAGACUACUUGGUUUAUUAGACUUGGUGAACACUUAAUACUUUUUCAUUUCUCGAUUGAAGAAGAGGACUUGUUCUUGAGAACAAAUCUUCGGUUAUGAUAAUCAGGUACAUAGUCUGGCUGAUGGAGAAGGAGAAGGAAAUCCUGAACAAUCUCGCAUUCGAUUCUCUGCUCCAGCAAGCCUUGAAGGAUGAUGAUGAAGACUUGCUUUUGGAUUUGAUAGAGGAUUAAGGCUCAACUUUCAUUGGUCACCAUUUAGAUUGGAGUCACUGAGAUCGAAGAGGGGCCCCCUUUGAGAUCGAACAGGGGAAAACUAAGGGAAAACAAGGAGAGAGGUGUGGGGCCCUUCCCGUUCCGAGUCGGUGCCGAAUGAGUGCCGACCUUUAAGAGGAGGUCAAGGAAUUCGACUUGAACUAUGACAUCGAGUUCUUAACGCAGCAAGUCCGCUACAUCAAGGAGAAGAAGAAACGCGCACAUCUAGAGAAAACGACCACGAGAAUGCCUAAGGGCUAUGAAAACAGCUUCGGAGGUGGAGCGACUGCUUCUUCUAGUAAAGAAAAUCAAGGUGGAUCUGCGACAUUAUGGCUGGCCUUUUUUAUCCAUUUCCAUCUGUCCCAAUACUAACCUCUUAGUACCUUUUAUUAUUCCCCAGGGAAUAGAUACGAAUUCGAAUAGGACGAAUUAUACAUGAUGGGCGGAAAAGGUAUCAAGAUGGGGGACCGGGAUGGUCGUUUCAGGCGGUUUCUAACAGCAGGCACGUCUGGGGGUAGUAAGCGUACAUUCUUCAGCGCUGGGGGAGGCGAAGACGAGACGGGACCUGCUAAACCAAAAGCUACUAGUCAAGGACCGAAAUUCCGGAAUAUGUUUGGUGGUGCUCCCUCUUCCUCAGCGACUGGAGGUGGAACUGGAGCAGGUGGAGGUGCUUCUGGAAGUAGUACAAGUGGGGCUGGAACCUCAGGUGCUUCUAGUAGUACAAGUGGGGCUGGAACAGCUACUGGAAAAGCUGCUUCUUCAAGCAGUAGUACUAAUGCCAAUGCCUCCAAUAGAGCAAGUAGUGCAUCAUCCACCAGUGCCAAAGCCUCAUCAUCUGCAUCAUCUCCGCCAACAGGCAAGGCAGCUUCAGCCGGUCCUACGCAAGCACCUGGCUCGAGGCAUCCAGGCGUACCUGCAGAUCUCAAUCUCGAAGAACCUGUCUUUAGCAAAAAACAGGCUUGCACACUGCUGGGUCUAGAUUUCACUGACAAGAAACUCGAUGCGGCAGCUUACAAGAAAGCCUACAGGAAGAAGGCAUUGGAAUGGCAUCCGGAUAGACAGCAGAAUCACGAGUAUGUAGAGGACGCCACUAGGAUGUUCCAAAAAAUCAAAGAAGCUUUGGACUAUUUGCAAAAUCUAGAGACGAAGAAACAAGCAAGCAUGGCUGCAGGAAGAGCAGCAGCGGCGAAAGCUAGGUGAGUACUUGGAGAGGGGAGGCUGUUGUAGCUGAGCCUGCUACUGCAUCUGCUAGAGGUUUGUUUUAUGGAAGGAGUCCACUAUGCAUCUUUUCGUGGAGUUUCGCUUUCCCAUGUUUUCUCGUACUAUGACUUGAAACGCUAUCAACCACGACUAGCGUUUAUAUUUCCUUAUACGACUAGGACGUUUACGACAACGACUAUGACUUAUGCGCUAUUGCGACUUUCAAAAAUCUAACGAUAAACUACAUUGUGACACUUUCGAAUUAACGCAGCUUGACAACACUUCAAAGUCACCUGACUUCCAACUAAAGAAUGAACAUAACUCUUGACCUUGAUUCACACAGAGCAACCAGUAAGGAAGUAGGCACGACGCAUGUAGUCGUCAUAAGAACAUUACAGCGAGUUUGUAUUACGAUAGGUCGUGGUUCAACUAAGAGAAACGAG